Adelges cooleyi (spruce gall adelgid) is the source of this 5898-nucleotide messenger RNA. RefSeq names its product probable helicase with zinc finger domain (gene Helz). Gene Ontology annotation, biological process: regulatory ncRNA-mediated post-transcriptional gene silencing. Gene Ontology annotation, cellular component: cytosol; P granule. Gene Ontology annotation, molecular function: helicase activity; metal ion binding; protein binding. Lineage: Eukaryota; Metazoa; Arthropoda; Insecta; Hemiptera; Adelgidae. The transcript is spliced from 16 exons. The record is from RefSeq and is a predicted model, not a curated record. Bases 315 to 5528 code for a protein of 1737 amino acids.
GUGCGUGUGCGUGUGUGUGUGUGUGUGUGAUGUUAGAAUUUCCUUGGAUUUUGGGAAAACGUCAAUAACAAUAAAAUUGCAAAGAAAAUUAAUGAUAAGAUUAACUAAAAUUCGAGCCGUGAUAGCCGAGAUGGAAGAGUUUCCUUAUUGUUUACGUCGUUUUUGUUGCGUCUGAGUGAAAACAUGUUCGGCCGAGCGUUCAAUGACUGAGCGCGGUGCGACUCGACGACAACUGUACCGUUGCGACAAUAAUGAUCACGUAACUGCGGCGACCGCAGUGAACGCCCAGCAGACGCCCGACGAGAGGUGCAUACAUGGAGAUCAAUUUCGGCGAGAUCGAGCACAGGGCCAUCGAGUACUUGAACCUCAAGCAAUGGAACAACGCGUUCUUUUGCUUCGACCAGCUGCUGGACGGCGCCCUGGCCAAGAGCCUGCCGUCCGACCGCCUCGUCGGCUACCUGUUAGGCCGGUCGCAGUGCAAUCUGGAAAUGAAAAAGUUCGAGGCCGUCGUCAUCGACUGCCACACCAUAUUGACCAUGUUGACCACUGAGGAGGAGGCGUACAGCACGCGCGUCCGCCGCAACCUGGUCAACGCGCUGUUCGCGUUGAGGAGGUUCGCCGAAGCCGAGAACGUAGCGUUCGAAUGGAUGUUGCGCGCCGAGAACAACGCCGAGGCCAAGCGCAUGAUUGACACCAUACAGUGCGUGUGCACGGAACCGCCGAAGGUCACGCCCCAUCCGGCGCAGUCGCUGGAAGAGCAGUUCAAUCAGAUCAACGAGGACCUGCUGUUUGGCGAUUUGGACUCGUGGAUCGCGACGGGCGAAAGGGAGCAAAGCAGGAGAAACAGAAAACACCCAGUCGAGUUGGUGGACGACGGAAAUAGGGCUCAGCAGUUUCUAGAUAGCAUACACAUCAACACCAACGAAAUUGGUCUCCACAACGGCGGUAGACUCUAUCAACGAUUCAACGGUAACGGUCAUGAAAAUGGGGUACUGUUUUCCGAACCAAUAAAUCACAAUGUUGUUGUCGGUUAUGGUACGUCAAAAGGCACCGAAGACUUUGAUGAAUCUAGUGAAGACAAACAAAUGGAAAUUAAAUUUUCAAAAAAAUCCAUUACGAGGUAUUCAUGUACAUAUUGUGGCUUAUCGUUCGAUUUAGAAAAUCAGUUGCGAGCUCAUUGCGCCACUGAAUUCCAUCAGACAGUUAUUAUGUCGGAUGAAGGACGCGACUGGAAGUGGAGACCGCCUCCAAGAGGGCACUCGUCUGAAAGUUAUACGUUAUGUGAAGCGUUUAUGGACGGCGAUGGAGCCGAAGGUUCCUGCAAAGAUGGAGCUCAGUGUGUCGAAGCACACGGCAUAGACGAGUUGACCGAGUGGAAGGAAAGAUUCGAUUAUCGAAGAAUGAAAUUGAAACGAGCAAAGGAAAAUAAAUUGUACGGCAAGUCGUACACCGAACAGCUGUUGGAAAGGUGGGUGCAAGCGACAAAUCCUGAAAAAGUCAUGCGUGAGAGUUUAGAGAACGUCGUAGAGACUCACGACUGUGAUCUGGUCACUACUGUUGAGUCUAAGACUAGUAGCCGCGAAUGGACGUUUACAUUGGAAACGCUGUCGCCUCUACAGGCCGUCGCUCUACUCCAAGACACGUAUCGUAACCAUUUUUCGCUUACCAACAUUUUGGUCGACAAUGGAUUACAGAAAAUUGAAUUCGACAUGGAACACCCCAACAACCAGGAAUGGGUGUCGCAAGCACAGCAUCCUGUCUCCCAAUCGUUGUCUUCCAAGUUCAAACACCAGGUCAAAGUAUUUUUUUCCACCAACAUUUACGGAACAUUCAGGCAGUCUGUUGUUUUCGAUUUGGGUCUCGGCCCAGUGUUGGUGAAGCAUCUCUGCGUUGACGUUAUACCCGUAACGGAUUGCGGUAAAGUCAAAGAAAUCCACCGAGAAAUUGUACUGUCAUCGAUGGAACGAUGGAGUGCGUCAAAUUCGAAAAUUGUUGAAUUCAGCACGUUGAUUGGGCCGGUUCCGGUCAAGGAGGAUAAAGAAAGGGAACAGAAAUUGUUAUCCAGUUAUCCGGCACCGUGUCCGUCGACGUUUUCAUUGACACACACCACUAUUUCUGAGAAAAAACUCACGAGAAACAAUUACAGAGCGAGAAUUCACGAGUUGUUGUACGUUGAAGAGUUGGCUCGUUACGAACAAGUGGCUCGGUAUAAUUUAACUGCGAAAUUGCAAUUGGCCAGCUGUUAUCUGUUAUCUCCUAGCGGCGUCGGAGCCAGUACGGCCAAAUAUUCCCACAACAAUGAGUUGUUUGCUCUAUUGCAACUCGGAACUGACGUUUCUGAAGAUACGUCCGCCGGACGAUUGAUAUUAAACAAUUGCACCACUGUGUACCUUUCCCCGUCAAAAGGUUCGAAGUCGACAGAAAAAAAGCGUACAGUUCAUGAGGCGCAAAUCGAAGACAAGGGCAAAAAUGUUAUCUACCUCAGAUUGUCGGCCAAUUCGGUGACAAGUCUCAACCUCAAGGCCAGUACAAGUGUGAAAUUCGACGUGCAGUUCCAGCUGAAUCGUAUACCUUACUGCGAAUGGCAUUACGCUAUCGACCACAUUGCCGAUUUUAAAAUUAUUUUUCCCGACACCUUCCUGGAACCGAUCAUACCGUGGAGUCCAAAGCGACAGUGGAUCGAUAUAAUCGACAAAAAACUCAACGUCAAACAAAGAGAGGCGGUCAUAGCCAUCACGACUCCUACCAACAUCAGCUUGCCUCCGAUACUCAUAAUUGGUCCGUUUGGCACGGGUAAAACGUAUACCUUAGCCCAAGCGAUCAAACAGACGUUGUUCCAAGACAACACGAGAAUUUUGGUGUGCACCCAUUCCAAUAGUGCUGCGGAUUUGUAUAUUAAAGACUAUCUGCAUCCACACGUCGAAGAAGGACAUCCCGAGGCCAAACCAUUGAGAAUAUACUACCACAAACGAUGGGUGUCGACAGUACACAGCACGGUCCAAAAAUAUUGUAUUUUGGAUGAAAACAAUGCAUUUAGACUACCGACGCUUGAAGAAAUAUUAAAUUAUCGAGUCAUAGUAGUGACUUUGAGCAUUUCCAUGUUUUUGUCAUCAAUCGGUUUAAAAAAAGGACAUUUUACUCAUAUUCUGUUGGACGAAGCCGCACAAGCAAUGGAAUGCGAAGCGAUAAUGCCGUUGGCUUUGGCCAACACAGACACACGUAUCGUGUUGGCUGGAGAUCAUAUGCAGUUGAGUCCAGAAAUAUUUUCAAAAUUUGCAAAAGAACGCAAUUUACACGUAUCGCUGCUGGAAAGACUGUACGACCAUUAUCCAGGAUUGUUCGCUUGUAAAAUAUUGUUGUGCGAAAACUACAGGGCUCAUGAGGCUAUUAUACAUUUUACGUCCGAAUUGUUUUACGAACAAAAACUUGUGAGCAAGGGUAAUCAGCCGCGGCACGAUAAACUGUAUCCGCUGACGUUCUUCACGACUCGCGGUGAAGACAUACAAGACAGCAACUCGACGGCGUUCUACAACAAUGCCGAAGUGUACGAAGUCGUGGAGCGCGUGUGUGAACUGAGAAAGAACUGGCCAACGGCGUGGGCACCGUUCGACGAACAUUCCAUCGGCAUAAUGACGCCCUACUCCGAUCAAGUUUUCAGGAUAAGGUCGGAGCUGCGUAAACGUCGAAUGGGCGGCAUAUCCGUCGAGAGGGUUUUGAACGUUCAAGGAAAACAAUUCAGGGCGAUAUUUUUGAGCACGGUGCGAACACGGCGAACUUGCGUUUCAAAUAACGUCAGCGGAGGAGAAAAGUCGAACAAUGACUCGGGCAAGCUCGGAAUGGACGAUAUGGACUAUGGAUUUUUGUCAAAUUCUAAGUUGUUGAACACUGCCAUUACUCGGGCCCAGAGUCUCGUGGCCGUGGUCGGCGAUCCUGUUGCUCUUUGUUCCGUCGGACGAUGCAGAAAAGUUUGGGAGCGGUUCAUUCAAAUAUGCGAGGACAAUCACAGUCUGAACGGUAUCACUUGGAUGAACUUACGAAACUUACUCGACAACCUUGAACUCAAGAAAUCGUACGUGCUCAACCCUUUGGCACCGGAAUUCGUUCCUAGACGAUACCAACAAGAGUCGUACAUAAAAAUUCCACAGUCGUUGACAUCGUUCAACGCCGCUGUUCCUCCGCCUCCGUUGAGGUUCAGCCAGCCGCCUCCGCUGUAUUCUUCGCCAAUAUUUCCAAUCCCUUUGUACAUACCUUCCAUUGCUCAGCCUCCGCCGCCAACUUUUAUAUCGCUCAGACAGCCGAUCAUAAAUCCCACCCAAAUGUGGCCUCUGGGGCCAUUGGCACCCCCUCAAAACCUAUUCCACAGACCAAUGUUACAGCAACCGAUACAAAAGCUGCACGAAGAAGAAGUACGACCUCCGCCGGGCUUACUACCACCCAGAAAUCCUCCCGGACUCGUGCACAUGGUGCAGAACGGUCACACCGACUUCCAGUUUGUACAAAACGCCGGAAUCGCUCCCGUUAAUCUUCCGUCUCCAAAUAUGAUUGUGCCGAACCCUAGUCUAAUGGGAUUUCAUGAGUCUUUUAACAAAAUUAAUAUUUCUCCGAUACCACCAUUUCCAAUGCAACAUCCGUCUCUGGUUCAACCGUACGUGAGAACUGUAGUAGACGUGAACAACAAACAUAAUGAAGCAAUUACGAUGCAACAACAACAACAUCAACCGCAGACACAACGCGCUAGCGAUCGGUCGAUACUUGAGGCCAUGUUACCGCAAGGUGUGAGUAUAGAGGAAAUGGCUAGUUCCCAAACGAGACAAUUGGAAUGGAUGAAGUUCAUUACGGACAAUGGCGGCGCUUCGAUGGCACAAAAAUUUAUCGAGUUGUUGCGAUCGCAAUCGUGUAAAAAACCCAUCGUUCAACAACAGUCUGCAGUACCCGUGCAAAUGAAUAUGCCGCCGUCGGAACUGGGCAACAGAAUGCCCGAGGACAUGUUCAACGUUCUAAUGCAGCAACAACAACAGCAGCAGCAACAACAACAGCAGCAACAACAACAACAGCAGCAACAACAACAGCAGCAGCAACAACAACAACAGCAUCAGCAACAACAACAACAGCAACCACAACCACAGAAACAGCAAAUCAACGGUUUGGGCAAUCAAAUGCAGAUAGCCCAAUCAAUAGGUGAAAAUGGAAGCGCCGACGACGACGUUUACAAAUCUUUGUCCCAGCAAAUGACUCUCAGCCAACAACAAUUGAUGUGCAUCGAUCAGUUUGACCGCAUGCCUCUGUACAAAAGACAGCCUCAGCAACAGCCCGACGGCAGCGUACUGUUGCCCGUCGACGGCGAUCGCCAGCCCGUUUUGCCGUCGCAGUUCCAAGGAGCCAGCGGUAUGGCGUCUUACGCGGACGCUUGUAGACAGUCACCAAUGGUCGAUGAACAAAACGGAAAUCCCGUAGCCGACGGCAAAUACACAAACGACGCGUCGUCCAUGCAUCAAAACAAUGCGUUUUAUAACUUUUUUAAUUCUUAAACGAGAAUUUACGUAAAUUUAAAUAAAACAAAUAAAAAUUAUAAAAACUUCUAAAAAAAAUAAUAAAAAAAAAAUGGAAAAAAUAAACCAAAAACAAAUUUGUAUUAUAAUAUAUUAUUAUUCCAUUUACGCGUAGAGUUUGUAGUUUCUGUUAUUAUAACUAUACAAUAUAUUAUAUAUCUAAAUAUAUAUAUUAUAAAUCUCCUAUUGUGUGUAUAAAAUUAUAAAUAUUUAUAUAUACAAAUAAUAUUAUUGAUAAUUAUUUAAAAUGAUAAUAAUUAUAAAAAGGUAACAUAAAUUAGUUCGAAAGGAACUUUCUUCGCUUUUGUAAACUAUUUUGCUGCGCAUCGGAAAAUUCUACAACUAUUAA